AUGCCGUUCGGUCUUAAAAAUGCCGGUGCAACUUAUCAGAGGGUAAUGAACACUAUCUUUCAUGAAUAUAUUGAGAAAUUUAUGCAAGUGUAUAUCGAUGAUAUUGUAGUAAAGUCGAAAUCUCAGGAUGUUCAUAUCGAACAUCUUAAGUUGUCAUUUGAAAAAAUGAGAAAGUACGGCUUGAAAAUGAACCCACUCAAGUGUGCCUUUGGUGUAAUUUCAGAGCAAUUUCUGGGAUUCAUUGUUCAUAAGAAGGGCAUUGAAAUCGACCAGAACAAGGCGAAAGCAAUCUUCGAUACUCAACCACCGUCGAAUAAAAAACAGUUACAAUCUUUGUUGGGCAAAGUCAAUUUCUUGAGAAGGUUUAUCGUGGAUCUAAGCGGGAAAACCAAGGUAUUCUCCACAUUGCUUCGACUCAAGAAAGAACAAGAGUUUCAAUGGAUGGAAGAACAUCAGAAGGCGUUUGAGGAAAUAAAAGCCAGCUUAACAACGGCACCCGUCAUGGCUCCUCUCAUUCGUGGAAAACCAAUGAAACUCUACAUUUCAGCAUCAGAGGAAACUAUUGGCAGUGUGUUGGCUCAAGAUGAUGAAGAUGGAAUCGAAAGGGCUAUAUAUUAUUUGAGCCGAAUCCUUAAUGAUGCCGAAACUAGAUAUAGUUUAGUAGAAAAAUUGUGUUUAUGUUUGUAUUUUUCAUGUACUAAACUUAAGUACUAUAUUAAACCUAUUGAUGUAACUGUUAUUUCCCAUUAUGAUAUAAUAAAGCAUAUGCUGUUCAAGCCCAUUCUUCAUAGUCGAAUUGGAAAGUGGGCGUUGGCCCUUACUGAGUUUUCUUUAAGUUAUCAACAUUUAAGGGCUAUGAAAGGCCAAGUAAUAGCUGAUUUUUUGGUUGAUCAUAGUGGGUCGAAAGAACAGGAGACGGUGGUGACGUUGAAACCUUGGGAAAUGUAUUUCGAUGGUUCGAGGCAUAAGAAGGGGACCGGGAUAGGUAUCUUGAUAAUUUCACCCCAAGGAAUCCCGACAAAAAUUAAGUUGGGCAUCGAAGGUGAGUGUUCGAAUAAUGAGGCGGAGUAUGAAGCUUUAUUGAUAGGGCUCGAAACGGCUCUAAACUUGGGGGCUAGAGAGCUCUUAAUUCGUGGAGAUUCAGAGUUGGUUAUUAAGCAACUAACUGGUGAAUACCAAUGCGUUAGUGAGAAUUUAAUGAAAUAUCAUUCGAAAGCAGUUAAAAUGUUAAGAAGUUUUGAUGAGGUCGAAUUAUGUCAUAUCCCUAGGAUCGAGAAUGCUGAAGCGAAUGUUUUGGCACAAAUUGCGUCAGGAUACCGGCUACCUCGGAAAAAGUUUAAAGAGCUAGUAAAGGUCAAAAGAAAGUUUAUUCCUAGUUUUAAGGAAAGGAAAGUGGAGUUCGAGCAGGAGGUAUUGGUCAUUAGUAAUUUGGAUGAUAGUGAUUGGAGGAAACCUGUUGUGAAAUACUUGCAAAACCCAAAUGCACCAACAGAUCGAAGAACAAAGUAUCGAGCUCUAAGUUACUUGAUUUUGGAUGACGAAUUGUUUAAAAAAGGGGUGAAUGAAGUUUUACUAAAGUGCCUAAGUGAAGAAGAAGCGUUUCGAGCAGUCAAGGCCGUUCAUGAUGGUAUGUGUGGGGCGCAUCAGGCUGGCCAUAAGAUGAAGUGGACAUUGUUUCGACAAGGAGUAUAUUGGCCAAAUAUGUUAAAAGAUUGCAUUGAAUAUGCCAAAUCUUGCGCCGAAUGUCAGAAGCAUGCUGGCAUCCAACAUGUACCGGCAAGUGAGUUACAUUCGAUCGUGAAACCCUGGCCAUUUAGGGGGUGGGCGUUGGAUUUGAUAGGUCAAAUACAUCCUUCUUCGUCUAAACAACAUGACUAUAUAAUAGUGGCUAUCGAUUAUUUCACUAAAUGGGUCGAGGCCAUUCCGCUGAGAGGUGUCGACCAAGAUACGGUUAUUAGUUUUAUUCAAGAACACAUAGUAUUUAGAUAUGGGAUCCCUGAGACGUUAACUACUGACCAAGGGUCAGUAUUUACUGGAAGGAAAAAAUGGCUCAGUUUGCUGAGGAUUUUGGAAUAA
Molecule: messenger RNA, 2076 nt
Organism: Lotus japonicus
Lineage: Eukaryota; Viridiplantae; Streptophyta; Magnoliopsida; Fabales; Fabaceae
Exons: 1
Coding region: 1-2076 (691 amino acids)
Biological process (GO): DNA integration
Molecular function (GO): RNA-DNA hybrid ribonuclease activity; nucleic acid binding
Source: RefSeq, a predicted model, not a curated record